CCUGCCAUCUCUCUUUCCCUCUUCUUCUUCUUCUUCUCGUCUUGCUUCGCUCUCCCUGUCCGAGCUUCUCCUCCGCUCUUCUUGCACUAGUGUUUCAUUUCUAGGGAUUCCUCGAUUCGACCACUAAUUCUUCUCUCCAAUCAAAGAAAAUUUAAUUCCUUUUUGUUUCUUCUUGUCUGAUUCUGGAUUGUUGGGAGUUGAAGAUGAGAAAAAAGGAAGCCUAGUUCUUGCUUUCUUUGAUUCUAUAUUCACUUAAAUCUCCCACUUUUUUUUUUCCUUCAAUUCGAGUGAUGUGGGAAUCCGAGGGGCUUGUCGACGCACCAUCGGUUCCCAGCAUUGAAGCUCUGGUUUUUCAUGCUUGUUUUCCAUUCGAAACCACUAGAUAUACACAAAAGAUCGGUUUUUUCUCUUUCCUUUGAAAAUUUCGAUCUUAAAAGUUGUUUUGGAUCGAUAGUUCUCACUUUCAGAGGUUUAAAUCUCUCCUCGUAUUCUUCAAAACCUUGGAUUGAUUUCCUUCUUCUUUUGUGUAUAAAGCUUCGAUCUUUGGUUUGGGAUUGAUGGCGGAUUCGGACAACGAGUCUGGAGGGACGAACGCUGUAGGAAACAGCGAGUUCUCAUCGCCGAGAGAGCAGGACAGGUUCCUGCCAAUCGCCAACGUGAGCAGAAUUAUGAAGAAGGCCUUGCCGGCGAACGCCAAGAUCUCCAAAGACGCCAAGGAGACGGUCCAGGAAUGCGUCUCAGAGUUCAUAAGCUUCAUCACCGGCGAGGCCUCUGACAAGUGCCAGCGCGAGAAGCGCAAGACCAUCAAUGGCGAUGACCUCCUCUGGGCAAUGACCACACUUGGUUUUGAAGAGUACGUGGAGCCUCUCAAGGUUUAUCUUCAAAAGUUCAGAGAGAUGGAAGGUGAGAAGGGAACUCCUUCUUCACAGUCUCAGCAAAAGGAUGGUUCUAGUACUACUAGUGGUGGUGGUGGUGGGAAUGGUAGUGGCUCAGUGACAGUGAGCAUGGGAAACAAUGUAGCUUCUUAUGGUGGUGCUGGUGGUAUGUAUGGUGGUGCUGGUGGUGGGAUGAUGAUGAUGGGUCAUCAAAUGUAUGGUUCUUCACCAUCUUCUUCAUCUUCAUAUCAGCAUCACCAAUUGGGUUUGGGUGGAAAGAACUCCAUUGCUGGUGGUGGUGGUGGUGGUGGUGCUGGGAAUUCAGGUUCUUCAGGUGGUAUUGGAAGGCAAGGCAGAGUAUAGUAUACAUAAAGUGUGUUACAGUGUUAGUGUGAAGUUAUUCAGAGAUUUGGUGUUGUUUUAUGAAUGAAUGAAUGAAUGUGUUAUAAUAUAAUAGACUUUGUUCUACAUAGAAGGAAUUAGUUUGAUAUAGAGAGGACAUUGGAAUCUUGGGAUGGAUGAUGUGUAACAUAGUGUAGACUGUAGAGGUUGUAUUGAUUAAGGAAUAUAUGAAUGAAUGAUGUUUUGAUUUAUC
Dioscorea cayenensis subsp. rotundata (Guinea yam) is the source of this 1470-nucleotide messenger RNA. RefSeq names its product nuclear transcription factor Y subunit B-3-like. Lineage: Eukaryota; Viridiplantae; Streptophyta; Magnoliopsida; Dioscoreales; Dioscoreaceae. The coding region runs from base 558 to 1238 and encodes 226 amino acids. The record is from RefSeq and is a predicted model, not a curated record. Gene Ontology annotation, cellular component: CCAAT-binding factor complex; nucleus. Gene Ontology annotation, molecular function: DNA-binding transcription activator activity, RNA polymerase II-specific; protein heterodimerization activity; RNA polymerase II cis-regulatory region sequence-specific DNA binding. Gene Ontology annotation, biological process: regulation of transcription by RNA polymerase II. The transcript has a single exon.